This is a messenger RNA of Moneuplotes crassus, 1092 nucleotides long. The record is from the annotation of a GenBank genome assembly. Lineage: Eukaryota; Ciliophora; Spirotrichea; Euplotida; Euplotidae.
UUGCCCCAAUUAAACUAUAAAGAAGGAAGUGAAAAGUGGUUGUAGGUGAUUUCGAGGGUCCUUUCUGACUUUUUGAGGAGUUUUUUGGAGGGUUUUCCGAAUUCAGGGCAGUCUUCGAGGUCGAAGGUGUGUGCUUUGGGGGUUACUUGGAUUUUGAAGAUAUCGCUAAAGGCACUGUUACGAAUGAACAAGUUAUCCGGAAGUUUAGAGUCAAGGAUUUUCUGGUCUUCAAAUACACUUGAUUUCAACAGGUAUUUUAUAUUCAUGAUAUAAGAAGGAGUUGUACUUUCAAAUAUAUCCUUAGCUUUAAGCAGGUGCUCAACUCCUUCUUUAUAUUUAUCGUAAGCUGCCUUUUCUCUAUUGACAAAUUUUUUCAUGAAAUUAAAUUGCUUUUUAUUUGGAUUUAGUGACGACACAACUUCAUCAAUUGGAGUAAUAUUGUUAUUUUCCUUAAAUUCCGGUACCUGAUAUUUGGACAAUUUUGACAAUUUAGAAUAUAAUCUUUUAGAGGAGAUUGUUCAAAGUAUCCCCAGUAUUUACUAUUUUAAACCAGGAAAAGGAUGGCAUAUCAAUGCUUCAAAUGUAGCGUCAAGGAAUGCCCUAUGUGUUUUAAUAUCUUCUGAUGUAGUUCUCUCAAAUUCUUCUAAAAGAGUAGUCUUAUAUUUUUGCUUUGGCUGCAUUGUUUCUCCAUCAAUGAACUUAUCGCAGAAGCUAUCUUUCUGCUUCUGAUAUUGCUCAAUAAAUGAAACUGGUUCUUUACCCAUAAUCUCAAGUUUAUCAGUCCUGUAAGAAAUCAACAAGUUUUGAAGUCUAAAGUUUUCCUUCUCCAGCUGAGUCACCUUCAUCUCCAGUUUCUGGACAUAGUGUUUCCUUCUAUCCCUGGCUUUCUUAGACCUCUUCCUGCCACUUUCCUUCCUAAUAAUUUCUUUAUCUGGCUGCUUCAACGACAACUCCUUGUCUGUUGCCUCGAACAUGGAAUCACCUUUGCUAGAUUGUUCAUUAUAGCUCGUAUUUUCUCUUUUGGUAGUCAUAUCCUGGCUUUUGAGGUUCCAAGAGUCUACCAAUAUCUCUGAACUUGUGUGGGCUUUUUCC